This is a messenger RNA of Diaporthe amygdali, 342 nucleotides long. RefSeq lists its product as uncharacterized. The record is from RefSeq and is a predicted model, not a curated record. The transcript has 2 exons. Bases 1 to 342 code for a protein of 113 amino acids. Lineage: Eukaryota; Fungi; Ascomycota; Sordariomycetes; Diaporthales; Diaporthaceae.
AUGCAACUCGCCUCCUUCACCACCAUUCUGGCCCUCGCCGCCUCGGCCUCCGCCACCACCAUCUACGGCACGCUUCAGUUGUGGUACGACGCCAACGCAGCCUGCACCCAGGACACGAUCCUCUACCCAGAGGGCCAGAGCCUCGCAAUUGGCACUCUCGACAGCUGCGAAGCAGUCACCCCUGGAGUCGACGGUGCUGAAUUCCAGCAGUUUGAGGGCAUCCCUCAAACCCCUCUGUUCGGCUUCCAACUAUUCUCCGACGCUGAGUGCAAGGACCUGGUGACGGACAAGUCAGGGGAAUGCGUCACGGGUAUCAAGUCCUACAAGAUUGUGCGUCUGUAA